Molecule: messenger RNA, 1544 nt
Organism: Episyrphus balteatus (marmalade hoverfly)
Lineage: Eukaryota; Metazoa; Arthropoda; Insecta; Diptera; Syrphidae
Gene: Snx16
Product: sorting nexin-16
Exons: 3
Coding region: 257-1387 (376 amino acids)
Biological process (GO): protein targeting to lysosome; early endosome to late endosome transport; endosome to lysosome transport
Cellular component (GO): late endosome; extrinsic component of endosome membrane; early endosome
Molecular function (GO): phosphatidylinositol binding
Source: RefSeq, a predicted model, not a curated record
AAUUUUCUACUUCGCUUGUUGCUCAUCUUGUUGAUUUUUCGUUUUUCUUUUUUCUUUAUAUUUUAUUUUUUGCUUUUCUCUUGUUGCACAAAAAUAAAAUAUAUUUUUUAUUUCAAAUCAAAAUUGUUUCAAACAAAACAAUACAAAAUAUAUAUAAAAUCAUAAUCUAUAAAUAGUAUGCAAAUAACAAAAGAAAUUAAAAAACAUUCCAAACAUUUUGGUUUUGGAGUCUUUUGGUAGCCAUCACUGAAAGAAAAUGUCCCUACGUGCAAUAAAAAAACGCGAUAGCUCUAAACCAUAUAAAAAAUAUCUCCCCGGCUCUAGACCACGUAAAUUCUCCCCCGAAUCACAACCAGAAUUACGUAAACUAUCUCGAUCCUAUCCGGACAUAUCGAGACCAGAAGAUACUGGUCAUCCUCUGUACUCGUCUAGAUUAUCUUCGAAAUCUGACGGUGAUGUGCAAAAAUUAGCAGCCUCAUUCAAAGGCAAUACAAAUUUACUUGGUGCUAAAUCAGAAGUUUGUUUAAAAACAAUUUCUGUGCAUAAUACAGUUCACAAUAACACUCGAGGUGGCGUUGGUGUCAGUUCAGCUGGAAGAAACGACACAAUGCCACUUCAAGGUGCUCACAGUGAUCGAUAUUUGUCGAGAUCAAAUUAUGCCGAGAGUAGAGCAACAAGCACUUCACAAAAUAGCAUAUCACUCAAUGAAACUAGACGACGAAUGAGUGAAUGCAGCAUUUCGAAUCGUUUUGGUCGAAGUGUGGCCUCCUCUGAGUUCGGUGAACGAACUGGGUUUACUGAUACAAGUGCUGUUCGCAUUCCUAUAAUCGGCUAUGAAGUGAUGGAAGAACGUGCUAGAUUCACUGUCUAUAAGUUGCGUGUAGAGAAUCCUUUUACAAAUGAUUGUUGGUUGGUUCUUCGUCGUUAUACUGACUUUGUCCGUUUGAAUAACAAACUAAAGCAGGCUUUUCCUACUCUAACUCUUCAUCUGCCGAGGAAGAAGAUAUUUGGAGAUAAUUUCAAUUCGGUGUUUUUGGAUAAUCGGGUGCAGGGUUUACAGAUGUUUGUUAAUUCAAUUAUGUCUAAAGAAGAGCUUCGGAAGUUUAAAUUGGUGCGAGAAUUCUUUUGUUUGGAUGAACCACCUACGUAUUCGGAGAGUAUGGAAGAAUGCAGGGCAAUAUUUGAAGCACAAGAAGAAACGAUAGCACAUUUGAAAAUGCAAAUAAGUAGCAAAAAUGAUUUGAUACUUAGUGCACAGCAGAAAUUAAGUGCUGCUUUGUCGGAGAAUGAACAACUCAGAGAGAGCUUAAAAAAAAUCUCAAUUGGAUGUCCCAAGUGUACCCCAAAUGGGUCUGCAACAAAUCAACUGCCAAGAGCGUCACAAUAACACAGUGACAAGGUCACAAAUUAAUAUCCAGACGCUAUUAGCAACGUUUAUUACACAUAUAUAUAUAUCAUGUUAAAUGCAGUAGUUUAGUACACAUACAUAUUUUUUUUUAUAUAGUUAAUGAUGAUGACAAAAAAAAUGUUAAUGUUUACAAAAA